Messenger RNA from Dromaius novaehollandiae (emu), 6231 nucleotides. It is a transcript of the gene RMDN3, whose product is annotated as regulator of microtubule dynamics 3. Gene Ontology annotation, cellular component: mitochondrion; mitotic spindle pole; spindle microtubule. Bases 277 to 1683 code for a protein of 468 amino acids. The transcript has 12 exons. The record is from RefSeq and is a predicted model, not a curated record. Lineage: Eukaryota; Metazoa; Chordata; Aves; Casuariiformes; Dromaiidae. Gene Ontology annotation, molecular function: microtubule binding.
AACGCCUGUGCCGGUCGUCAUCUCCGUGCGCCAGCCGGAAGUGAAGUGGGUGUGGCGGAGCACCUGGACGGUGGCCGUGCAGGGACAGGCCGAGCAGGAAGUGCCGGGCCCGCGGCGUGAAUAGCGCGCGGCUCCUUCCCUGCCGCUGCCGCCGGCGCUGCCCCGAGGCGGGCGGGCGCGCCCCUCCCCCCGCCCCGGCGCCAGCGGCCUCCGAGAGCGGCGCGCGGUUGCCCCGGCAGCGGGGGCGGUGGGCGCUGACGCUGACACUCGGCGCCCAUGGCCCGGCUGGGCGCCGGCCGGCUGGCGCUCGGGCUGGCGCUGGGAGCGGCGGCGGCGGGCGUCGGCCUGCUGUGGGUGCUGCGGCGGCGGCGGCGGCGGCCCUGGCGGCGGGGGAGCGGCCGGGAGUCGGCGGGCGAGCGCUGCCCCAGCGCCGCGGCGGCGGAGGUGCCCCGGCGGCAGAGCCAGGCCCUUCCCAGAAGGCAGCUUCCUGUAGAGGCAGGAGAUGGUGCUAUGUACACACCUCUUCUAACACAUGAAGGGCAGGUGGAUGUGCUGGACCGUCUUGACUUUGUGUUGAGGAACAUUACAGAGCUACGACAAGAAGUGGAAGAGCUACGAAAGAGCUUGCAGCACUUAGCUGCGGAAAUUGUUGGUGAAGUCAAGUCCCAUCUGGAAGAAAGCCAGAAAGUAAAUCGGCGAAGGCGGUUCCCAUUUCCCAGAGAAAGAAGUGAUUCCACAGGGUCCAGUUCAAUUUAUUUCACAGCCAGCUCAGGAACAGCCAAUACAGAUGAUGGUGAAAGUGAAGGAGGGUACACCACAGCCAAUGCUGAGUCUGAUUACGACCGGGAGUCAGAGCAAGAGAGCGAGGAAGGGGAAGAUGAAGUGAGCUGUGAAACAGUGAGGACUGCGCGAAGGGAUUCCCUGGACCUGGUCAAUGAGGAUGAAACGCAUUUAAUCUUAGAUUCCUCAGUAGAGGAAGGAAUGGGUCAGCUACUGCAGCAGGCUGACCAGUUGCAUAAUGGAGAUGAUCAGGAGAAGAGAGAAGGAUUCCAGCUGCUACUUAAUAACAAACUGGUGUACGCAGACCAGAAAGAUUUUCUUUGGCGCCUGGCCCGAGCACACAGUGAUAUGUACGAAAUCACAGAAGACACAGAGGAGAAGAAAUCAUAUGCAUCUGAUGGGAAGCAAGAAAUAGAAGCUGCCUUACAGAAAUGGGAUCAAAGUGCUGAGUGUCAUCAGUGGUAUGCUAUUCUUUGUGGACAGUUAUCAGAACAUGAGAGCAUUCAGAAGCGCAUUCAAGUUGGGUAUGUUUUUAAGGAACACAUUGAUAAAGCAAUUUCACUGAAACCGGAUGAUCCAAAGUCCUACUAUCUUUUGGGCAGGUGGUGUUACCAGGUUUCCCAUCUGGGAUGGCUUGAGAAAAAGACUGCUGCUGCUUUGUUUGAAGCCCCUCCUACAGCCACUGUACAAGAUGCACUGCAAAACUUUUUAAGGGCUGAGGAGUUGAGCCCAGGAUUUUCCAAAGCAGGAAGAGUAUACAUUGCCAAGUGUUACAGGGACCUGGGGAAUAACUCUGCAGCUCUUCUCUGGAUGAAUCUUGCUUCAGAGCUGCCAGUUAAUACAAAAGAGGAUGCAGAGAGCAAGAGAGAACUUGAGGAGAUGCAGUUAAUCUGUGAAGAAUAAGUGUUUAAGAGCUCAUUCCAUUUGAUACUACACAGACAGUAAAAUUCCAGUUAAAGGGAUGUCACGAUCCUGACAAAGUUGAUUGCACUUCAUGGAUAAGCCGCAAGAGUUUACAGGAAAAACGCAUGGCAGUCUCAUCAGUAGUUCCAGGAAAAGAUCUUGCUGGGAUUUAAUCAGAUAAAAAUUUUGAUUGUCUGUUCCCCCCCUGACAGCACUGGAUAUUUUUGAUUUAAAAAUUAGAUCAGCUAAUUGUGUUCAUUAGCUUCUGGUUAUCUCCUACGUGAUUCUAAUUUUCACAUUCACUUAAUGUAAACUUCCAAAAAAAUUUUGCACAAAUUCUGCACAUGUAACAAACUGUCACAAGAAUGCCAUUUGGGAAAUGCAAUUGUUUUUUACAGGACAAACUGAACUUCAGGUCUGCUUGCUGGUGAGCUCUCUUAACUGAUUCUUGAGGGAGUCUUCAGCCAAGAUUUUUUUCUGGUUAACUAUUUUGACUUUUCCUUAAUAUACUAUAUUCAUGUAAUGAGUUGAAAUAACUGAUUACCUGUCAUUUGCAUAGAUGUUUCAGUGAGAUGAAGUUUGGAGCCAUUGUGAUCGUGGUCUAUAUACCGUUGGUUUUUAUCAGUCUGCUGCGCUGAAAGCAAUGAGAUGUUCUUACUUCCCUCAGCAUAUUGACUCUGAUGGGCAGGGACACUAUGAUACUAGAUAAGGGUAACUACAAAAAAAAAAAGACUACAAUGCCUUAGAAAAGUGAGUUGUCAGCCCUUUCUUCCUAGCUAGGAAAAUAUUGAUGAUGAUAUUGAAAACACACUCCUGUUUUUCAUUUCCAAGUAUGCCUAACUGCCUACUGGUUUUCCAUUGAGCAGAAAGCAGCACUGCUCAUUGUAGUGAGCUGCUGUCAAGGGACCAGUGAGAUUUUCUUCACAAUAUGAAAUCUGUUUUUUAAGAGAAACAUUACUUUCAUCAGAGAAGUGAGUAAUAACAUUUUAAACUUCCUCCCAGUGAUGUUACUCUUUUCACUCAAGUGAGAAUGGAAGUUGUGUGUGUUUCUCUAAACUAUGCUGCUAUGGUUUAGAUAUAAUACCUUAGUUUGAAAAGCAGUUAUUGAUCUAUAUGAUACACUUGCUACAGGAAAUAGAAUAUUCUGUGACAGAACUGACAGUUCAGUGUAAUGUUCUUCCACUGGUUCUUGCUGACUAACACAAUGACACUGGGAAAAAUAAAGCUGACAACUGACAUUUGUUCUGACAGGUUCUAGGUACCAAAAACAAAAGGUAAACUGUGCUGUAAACUAAAACAAAUGUUGAAGCAAAAACUAUGUUUAGUAAUUUCCCCAAGAAUCUAGCAAGGCUUUAUUUAUAGCCUUUUAAAUUUCAGCUGGCAGGCAACUGGAUGCUUUUUUUUUUUUUAAGAUUUGUUGCAUUUUGCAGUAUUGUAUCAUGUUUAACUUUGAUGUAAAGUGUGAUCACAAGAGUAAAACAUUUCUUAAUUGCCUUUUAAGUUGGUUAUACGUAUGUAUUAAGAUAGUAGUUCUUUUAAUUCAUGCAAAUAAAAUUGAAGGAGAAAUGUUAGCAAAGUCAAGCUCAAAAACUUCUCAUUUUCUACAUGUGGCACUUUUGGUUAGGUUUUUGUCCAAGCUAAUCCCUUUAAAGUUUUGAGGCUGAACUGUCUUGUGAGAUCCAAGCAAAUGCUGAAUUAGUUUUAUUUGUUUGAAACUUUAAAAAUCGAUACCUUAAAUGGAGCGCUGAAUUCUAAGAGACUCAACUUAAUCACUAUUUUUUUGUGCAAAGCUCUCCUCCUGAUCAGCAGACACUAGAUUUUAAUUGCAGGACUCUUCAAUACUUAAUGUGUGCUUUUCUUUUCAGCUCAUUCAGUGGAAUGAUCAGGCUGUCUUUUUUGCUUCAUGUGAGCACAUUAUAUGAAUCUGUCUUGUUUUAAGUAUUUCCCAGUGGAUGACCAUAUGGGUCUUCUAAACACCCAAACUUUAAUAUUAGUUUUAAUUUUUUGUUUGUUUUUGGUUGCUUAAACCAAUCUGUGAAAUCCAGAUUCUCAACACUGAUUUCCGAAAGACAAUAAUCAGCUACUUGAUCCUUUCACGGAAGGUUUGCAGGUGUUUAUCUGGAGGGAACUAAUAACAGCUCACAAAACACAGCAGUUGCUGAAUGAGGGGUACACGUGUUACCCCCAAAGGUAGCAGGGCACCCAGGUACCCUUCCCUACCCACAAGUUCUAGAGUGCUAUUAAUAAAUCAUGUUUGCUGUUGUGUAUGGUUUAAACAUUGCCUUCUUCUAAAAGUAGAUGGUUUCAGCAUAUGUAGUAGGAAGAGUGGGAAAAAGAAAUAUUUACAAUACCAAGAGCUGGUAGCUUUACUUAUUUGCAAACAAGUGCAAGCCUUCAGCUGUUCUUUAACUUGUCAAAACAUUAAACUGUUCUGAGGAGUCUUUCAAGUAUGUAUUUUUCUGGAAGUAGUUUUCUCUCUGUUUCCAAAGGCGUAUAUUUUAGUUUGACUUUCAGAUAUUUUAUUUGAUGUCCAUUUCAAAACAACUAAAAUUGGAGACUGUAAAUCAGUGUAGAUGAAGUAGGCUUAAGAGUUGCCGAUUUGUUCUUCCUUUUGCUUACUGCUUUGGAUUUUGUAUUGGGUUAGGUUUGAAUUUUUCGUGUGGAUGGAUCCCAUUUACGUUGGUUAGGAUGAUGGCACUACUCCCAUUAACUUUAAAAGGGGUAUGAAUGAGGAGAGAGUGUUAUUAAUCGACCUCUUGCCAAGGUGGCUUAUCAGUCUGAAGAAGAAUGCUUUGGCUUACAGGCUGAGCAAAGUAUAUUCUGAAAUUAGACCGAAAUCUUGUGUUAUUACUGACAAACAAUUAAGUAAUUUUCUUCAUGGGGAGAGAAGGUAUUUGGUGAAACGUCCCAACAGACGUAUAUAAGGCAUCUUGGACUGUGACUAGAAUCCUUUCUAUCUUUGAGUAAAAGUACCUGCUUCUGUAGAGGAUAGGGUGAUAGAUAAAUUGUGUUAAUUCUUCUCAGUUGGUGUUACUUCUUAGAUUACUUUGCAAGGGCACAAUCUUUUAACUCUCAUUUUUUAUUCUAUUUCUGUCCUUCUGUGAAUACUUAAAGGUUUAUGCAUUUGAUUGCCUGCUUCACUAUUUUUUCAAAAAACAGACUUCAAUUUUGGGUUAAAAGAAUAGGGUCUGGCAUUCCACUGCCAUUUGUCCUUUGUGUGUGUGGUCUUGUCCCUUCCUUGGGGAAUCUGAAGUUUUGAGGUCUGUUAUUCUUGUGUUCAUACAGGAAAGACUUCCUCUGGGGGCACAGCAUCUGCCUAAAUAGCUAGUGUGGAGAUUUGCAUUUAACAGAUAUUUUUGUGGUCUGAUGUUUCUGCUGGAACCUAAUUAAUGCAUCUCUAAGAACCUGAUGAAAGGAGAUGACAAAACUUGCAGACCCUUUCAAGUCUAGAUAAAAGCUAUAUUCUGCUGUUUUUAUUCUGGUCUCCAGGAAGUUACAACAAAAUGAUCAAAUGAACCUUUUUAGUUUUCUCUUUUUCUUUUCCUUGCUUGCGAUGAAUAAGAAUAAUGUGAUUAAUGAACAUAAUUCUGACAGUAUAGCUUUCAGGUUGCUGUGGAGGUGAGGCAAGGCUGUGUAAUUAAACACUUUCUGAUCACCAAUGCUUGGUGGGUUGUGUUUUUCUUUGGUGUUUUUGUUUGUUUGUUUGUUUUAUUUUAGCAAUAAAAUGUGAAGCCUCCUCUUGUUAGGCUCUUGGUGUGCAGCCUUUUAAUGCAUGUUAGGAAGGAUGGUGACAAGGGAAGCCACUGCUGUUCACAAGGGGAAUGCACUUUAAUAGCUUUCCGACAACACAGAAAUCAAGACUUCUUUUUAAAUUUGCACAUACUUUACUAACCAAUCCCGGAGUACAAUGUGAAUUUCAUGAAGUUGUGUGCACUGUAUGCAUUUCAGGACCACAGGAAGUUAUAAAUUUGUAUAGUACAGUUUUGGUAGAAAGACUCUUUGCCCUGCCACUCUUCAAGUCUUAUCACAGGGUGUGAGAUGAUAGUUUUAUGGAGCUAGUCUUGUCUUAUUUUUAAAACAUACCUACCUGUGAUUAAAUUACUAUAUUAAAGAAUAAUGGAAGCUGCCUAACUAAUUUAUCCUCACUGUGCUGUUCUGUUUGAAAUAAAGUAUUUAUAAUCUAAGGAGGAAGUGGGCCUGUUUAAAGUUACUUGUGUCGAUAUCUUGCUCUUUAUGUCAAUGCAUAUGUAGGUGAAGAAAUCCAACCACCAGGAGAAAAUGUCUAUACAAUGUCAUUGUGUUUGUAUGCAUGUAUGGUAUGACAAAUACAACAGGAAAUUAUGGGGAAAUAACAUAUAACAUUAUUGUUUAUAUAGCAGUGUUUUAUAUAUAACAAUGUGGGUUACACCUGUAGCAGAUUUUGUAUGUAAAUAUAUUGACUCAUACUUACAUUUUUUAAAGGCACCAAAGUAAUACAGCCACACUCAGUGGUAAAUGAUGUACUUCAAGGGAAGUUGUUUUUAAAUAAAUGUGUAUAAUCAGUUGUGA